This is a messenger RNA of Zymoseptoria tritici IPO323, 363 nucleotides long. RefSeq lists its product as uncharacterized. NCBI's taxonomy places the organism in Eukaryota, Fungi, Ascomycota, Dothideomycetes, Mycosphaerellales, Mycosphaerellaceae. The transcript has a single exon. Bases 1 to 363 code for a protein of 120 amino acids. The record is from RefSeq and is a predicted model, not a curated record.
AUGACCACCAAGACCAAUCCAGCCGGUGCUGCAGUCCAGGAGACUGCCACCGCAGCCACCAGCAGCACUCAACAGGCAGCGUACUACAUGCACAACGACAUGAAGUUCGCCCUUGCACCCAGCACCCCCCCUCCAGCCGCCGAUCUGCCCUUCACCUUCACGCAUGUUGCACACGACGGGACCAAGACCACAACUACCUUUGAUCCACUCUCGAAGCCUUCUGCUCCGAAGUGGGCUCAGAAGGGCGUAGCUCCUGCUCGUGCUGUCAAGGAGAAGGAUGAUGGAGAGCGUACUCUUUUACUGAGAAAGAGGGGCGGAGGUCGUGGGAGGGGCGGGAGAGGAGGUCGCGGUGCGAAGCCGUAG